Molecule: messenger RNA, 2759 nt
Organism: Lytechinus pictus (painted urchin)
Lineage: Eukaryota; Metazoa; Echinodermata; Echinoidea; Temnopleuroida; Toxopneustidae
Product: zinc finger protein 503-like
Exons: 2
Coding region: 892-2376 (494 amino acids)
Biological process (GO): negative regulation of DNA-templated transcription
Cellular component (GO): nucleus
Source: RefSeq, a predicted model, not a curated record
ACACAACGCACCGACACAUUGAGAAAGAAAAGUGCGAAAUGUGUGCCAUACAGCUUGCUUGUUUUAGAAGAAGCAGUCCCCGUUAGCCUUUCCUCCCAUCACCAAAAAAGAAGGGGGGAAAAUCCGGCUGUCGCACAGGGUGCGGUUGUCAUUCAAAGCUACUCCGCCGGUCUCUUUGUUGUCACACAUUAAUUGCGAUUAUUGGGCCGAUUUAUCGCGGGGAAUCAUACCCCCUUUCAAAAGCCGUUUUUCAAAUUACUCGAGCCAUGUUAUCAACAACAAAACGCUGACAUAAAUCAGACGGAAUUGACAAGGCUGACACCGCACUUGAUUGAUCGCAGAGCAGCGAGCAGCACUGGACGCCUGCCAACGGGAAUUGCUAAUCGCGAAUUUGAUUGGCUGGCGCGGAGCAUGUGACAAGAUCACAUAUCAAUCAUCCCAAGCCUCUGACAGCUACACAUCCCGAGCGACCAAUCGCGCACCGCGCACGGGCCGUCGCCCCGCUCCGAUUGGCCAGCGGUAAAGUCCCUUCAUCUCGCGUUGUAAAUUCAAUGUUUGACUUGAAGUGUUGUCGGCAAAUUUGUGGUUUUGUGUGUUGUCUGCAGCGGCGGUGCGCUUAGAGGAGUGCUUGUGUGGCUCGCGUAGACAAAUCCAUUCGCACAAUGGGGCCGAGCUAGUGGGCCAGUCAGUGACGGCUCGCCGCCCGCACAUCUCUCUCUCCCCUCAUCGCUACUCAAUUCUCAGCUCUCGCUCUGAGCGGACGUAUGUCGUACCUACUCGCACCAUCUCUUGUCAGUGUUGUGAUCUCUUUCUUGUGAUAUUCUUGCUAUCUGUUGUGAUACAGUGCUACCCACUUUGUGAAUAUUUCUUGGUUUAUACCCGAUUUUCACCAUGCUUGCGACACGGACGCAACCCCUAAUGCAUACGGAGUAUUUACAGCCCAUGGACCCUCUUCCAACCACGUUGGAUGCGAAGAAGAGUCCACUGGCCUUGCUGGCUCAGACAUGUAGCAGUAUCGGAAAGCCAGACCCUCCUCCCAACUCGAAUGAGAUGAAGACCGGGUUGACGGCUCCUCUCGACAUCGGUGGCAAGAAGUCCCCUGAGAAGGCAGCGACCACGGUGCCCGAGCUCGACAGGUCAUCGUUCAAGCCUUACAAGCAAAACGAGAAACGCGACGGCGAUGCCUAUGUGACGAAAAUACCAGGUUACGCCGACAAAGCAAUCUCGCGGGGAUCCCCUCUGAGUGUCAUCACAAGCACGGACUCGAAACCAAUCGCCAGCGCGACCACCUUCACGUCGUCGCCGCCGUCGCCAACGAAAACAAGGACAGAGGCAUCGAGGCCAAGUUCGAAUCAGAGUACAACAGAAACUGUCUCAAGUCACACCAGUACUGGACAUAGCUUUGGCUGCACAAGCUCAGGUGCUCAUAGUCCGAGUUACCGAGGUGAUUCGAAGCCCCACUCUCAGGUUUCCACUGCCCCUAUCUUACCGACACAUCUCGUGCCCCCUGCACUAGCCACAGGAUUCAAACCGUCUACAUCUCACACCAGUACUCCACCCACUUCAGGACAUUAUGGUGGAUGCCCUUCGCAGCUUCUUGGACACCUACCCCACAUUGCAGAUCCUGCAAGCAUUUCAAAGGAUCAUGCUGGACAUAUUUUAGCUGCUACCGCCGGUUCACCUUACGCCACCGCCUAUGCACGUGUGAAAACCGCUGAUGGGGGCACCACAUUGAUGCCUAUCUGCCGUGACCCGUACUGUUCACAUUGUCAAUCAGCCUCACUUGCAGCUUCUGCAGCAUCGGGUGCAGCAUGCACGCAAUGUAGACAUGAUGGACUAUCACUCGGCGGGGCCGUUCCGUUUGCACUUCCCGUUCCGGGUGCGUUUCCCGCCUAUUUCCAAUCGGGAAGUCCCACCGCAUCAGCCACGCCUUAUCUCUACCCUCCACCCCCGGUACCCGCCCAAACCGAGCAUGGACACGUCUGCAACUGGGUUUCGGGCAACACGAGCUGUGGGAAACGGUUCGGCAGUGGCGAGGAGUUGCUGCAACAUUUACGCACGCACACGAUGCAGUCCAGCGAGUCGAUAAGUACGCCGUCUCCUUACGCCUUGGCAUCGUCAAUCAACGCCCAACUUAGUGCUUACUACAUGCACUAUCCUACUGCAGGACAUAUCCCUGGUUCCUUUGGACUUACAAAACCAGGAGUACCACCUUCACCCCUUAGCCCAGGAUCCGCCCUAAGGUAUCACCCCUACAAGGCACCCAUCCCCACCUCGUUGGCCACCCUCCCUGGACUCCCAGCCGGUGCUUACUACUCCCCGUAUGCUUUCCACGAUCUUAAAGGUCGACUCGCCGCAGCUGGAGUACCCCACUAGCCAAAAAUCUACCCAGAAUGGUGCACGAAACUCUUUAAUAUCACACCUGAAAAAUUAUUAUAUUAUGUGUUCACUGUGUUAAGUUUCAUAUUUCUGUAUUCAGUUUAAAACCUGUUACAAAUGUUGAAGUACUUUAAUUGCAUCUUGUUGGUUCGUAAGGACUGUACAGAGAUUUACAUUUUAUUCGAAAAGUACUAUUCUGUAAGAUGAGGAAAUCAAUUGUGAGUCUAUCUCUCAGAGAAAAUAUUAGUGAUAUGAACAAGGGAAACUCUAGUUGAAAGUCUCCUCUCGGUGUUAAAAAAACGGUCACUACUAACUAAGAGUGCUGUUCGUCCCUAUGUGUAACCUGAGAUGGAACGCGAAAUUUAAUUGCUCAAGCGUAC